Lathyrus sativus (Indian pea) is the source of this 531-nucleotide messenger RNA. NCBI's taxonomy places the organism in Eukaryota, Viridiplantae, Streptophyta, Magnoliopsida, Fabales, Fabaceae. The record is from the annotation of a GenBank genome assembly.
AUGGGAAAGAUGUACCAGAAGAAACCGCGUGUUCCUCCAAGAGAACAUACCAAUAAACAGGAAAACGAAAUGGACUUAAGGACGAUUAUGAAAGAUGUUGAAAAUUUCAGCAACUCGCAUAUGACAUGGAAAGAGCGCAAAAGGAUUGAAGAUAGGAAGGUUGUUUCCCUUGGUGGGAAGCCUCUCAAGAAUCAGAGAUUACCUUUAAGUGUGGCACGGCCAAUGAUGAAGAAACAAAAGCAGAGAGAAGAAAAAAUGCUCCAAGAGCAUAUGAUUCUAGGACGGUUUGGGGGAAAGUUUGGUGGUAGCAACAGUAAAAAACCAGUUGGAAAACACAAGCCUGAGGACAGGGGUUUGAAGUUAAGUGAAGGUCGUUUUAGAAAUGGUAUACUUGACGUGAAACAUUUGUUGAAGUCAACUCCCACAAGAGGUCAUGACACUGGAAAAAAUAUGUCAAAUACAGGAAAAAGAAAAGGAGGCAACGGGAAACAUGAUAAGAAGGGUGGUGGUAAGAAGUAUGAAAUGUUUUAG